AUGAGCAUUUCGAUUAUAGAGUCAUCAGUGUUUCUAAUUGUGGUUAGAUUUCCUUGGGCGGUUCCUAUCAAAGAUACUUUCAGUGGACAUUUGUUAGAAUCUGAAGCCCUGGUUAUAUAG
This is a messenger RNA of Dentiscutata erythropus, 120 nucleotides long. The record is from the annotation of a GenBank genome assembly. NCBI's taxonomy places the organism in Eukaryota, Fungi, Glomeromycota, Glomeromycetes, Diversisporales, Gigasporaceae.